UCUUUGUAGUCAGUUCAAGAAAAAACCAUAAUACGUCACAUGUUAGGACAAACAAUAACCCACUCUCACUCUCACUCUCUUCUUCUCUUCCGCAGUAACCUGCUCUUGGUUGCAGAAAAUCCCUAGAAAUCUGGUUUCCCAUGCAAAAGAUUGAAUCUUUUUUCGCUUUUUUUUAAUUCGAUGGUGUGAGAAAGAUUCAAUCUUUGAUUCACUGAUAUGAGGAAUUUCAGUGGGGAUUCCCCAUUUCUGGGUGUAAUCUUCUUUUUGGCGGUGGGUGUUUCUGUAUCUUCGGCUCUCAGUUCAGAUGGGUUUUCUCUCUUAGCUCUGAAAGCUGCCAUUGUUUCCGACGAAUCUCAGGUUCUAGGGAGCUGGUCGGAAUCGGACUCGUCUCCUUGCCGGUGGGCUGGGGUGACGUGUGACCAUAACCACCGAGUCACCGCCGUUUCCCUAUCCAACGGCAACCUCACCGGCUACAUUCCGUCGGAGCUCGGUGCUCUCUCCGCUCUCUCCUCUCUUUCCCUCGCCUACAACAACUUCUCCGACCCCAUUCCGGCGAAUCUCUUCAACGCCUCCUCUCUUCUCUCCCUUGACCUCUCCCACAACUGUUUCUCCGGGCCCUUGCCGCCUCAGAUCGCCGCCCUCACUAACCUCACUCACCUCGACCUUUCUUCCAAUUUCCUCAACGGGUCUCUCCCCCCGGAGCUGAAUGCCCUCUCCAACCUCGCCGGAACUUUGAACCUUUCGUAUAACAGGUUUUCCGGGGAAGUUCCGGCGUCGUACGGACUGUUCCCUGUAGCAUUGAGCCUGGACCUCCGUCACAACAAUCUCACCGGGAAGAUACCGGCAGAAGGGUCGCUGUUGAACCAGGGACCCACCGCGUUCUCCGGCAACCCAUACCUCUGCGGAUUCCCGUUGGCGACCCCAUGCCCAGACCCAGAAGCCCAAAACCCAAAAGCUUUCCCGAACCCGGAAAACCCACAAAACCCGGAUUUUUCCCCAAAUGGGCAUGCAGAUAGAGGGAAACAGAGACUCAGGUCGGCGACGGUUUCUUUAAUUUCCGGCGUGUCCAUCGUGAUCGGCGUGGCGUUUGUCUCACUCUGGGUAUUCCGGAAAAAAUGGAACCUCACCGAGGGCAAAAUCCGGAAAGAGACUCUGGGCAUGACAACAGAGGCGCCGGCGAGCGAACAAGGGCAAAAGGGGAAAUACAUCGCCGUAGACGAAGGGUUCGCGUUGGAAUUAGAAGAUUUGCUGAGGGCAUCCGCGUAUGUAGUCGGGAAGAGCCGGAGUGGGAUAGUCUACAAAGUGGUGUCCGGCGGCGGGAGGGCCACGGCGGCGAGCGGCGGCGCCACCGUGGUCGCAGUGAGACGGCUGAGCGAAGGAGACGCCACGUGGAGGUUCAAAGAGUUCGAAGCAGAGGUUGAAGCCAUUGGAAGAGUCCACCAUCCAAACAUUCUCAGACUCAGAGCAUAUUACUAUGCCAGUGAUGAGAAGCUUCUGGUUACUGAUUUCAUCUGCAAUGGAAGCCUGCACAAUGCUUUACAUGGAGGACCUGGGGUUUCCUUGCCAACACUGUCAUGGCCGGCCAGAUUGAAGAUCGCCCAAGGCAUUGCUAGGGGUCUGGUGCACAUUCACGAGUGCAGUCCCAAGAGAUACGUUCACGGGAACAUAAAAUCCUCGAAAAUCCUCCUUGACGACGAGCUGCAGCCUUACGUCUCCGGUUUUGGGCUAACCCGUCUUGUGUCGAAUGCCUCGAGGCUCACGAGCUCAGCUUCGAAAAAGAUGAACUCCAGCAAUCAGGUCACGGUAAGCCCGAGAAGCUCGGCCUCGCCAUCCCUUGCAUACAAGGCGCCUGAAGCCCGUGUCUCGGGCAGCAAGCUGACACAGAAAUGCGAUGUCUACUCCUUCGGGGUAGUGCUUCUGGAGAUCUUGACCGGUCGAGUGCCAGAGGGAGGUCCCGAGGAGGAUGGCAAGGGGCUAGAGGACACGGUGAGGAAGGUUUUCCAGGACGAAAGGCCGCUGUCGGAGAUCAUAGAUCCCGCGCUCCUGCACGAGGUUCAGUCCAAGAAACAGGUUGUCGCAACGUUUCACAUUGCCUUAAACUGCACAGAGUUUGAUCCGGAGUGUCGGCCUAGGAUGAGAACAGUUGCUGAAAGCCUAGAACGCAUCGGUUUGCAAUAAGAAGAACAUGAAACUGGCCUUUCUCUUUUGCUGGCAACUAAUGUUUAUAGGUAUUCCUAGGAUGUAUGUGAUUCUUGUUUGUACUACAUUGAAACAUCAAUGGUGAUUUGAAUUAGUGUUGGUUGGA
Messenger RNA from Ipomoea nil (Japanese morning glory), 2305 nucleotides. RefSeq names its product receptor protein kinase-like protein ZAR1. The transcript has 2 exons. Gene Ontology annotation, molecular function: ATP binding; protein kinase activity; protein binding. Gene Ontology annotation, biological process: protein phosphorylation. The record is from RefSeq and is a predicted model, not a curated record. NCBI's taxonomy places the organism in Eukaryota, Viridiplantae, Streptophyta, Magnoliopsida, Solanales, Convolvulaceae. The coding region runs from base 217 to 2178 and encodes 653 amino acids.